AUGGAGUUUACAACAGUCCUGGCAGACCUCCACACAGAGGCUAACUGUCCCAUCUGUUUGAAGCACUUGGAAAACCCAGUGACCAUCAACUGUGGGCAUAACUUCUGUCUCUCCUGCAUCAGUGUGUCCUGGAAGGAUCUAGAGAAUAGUUUCCCCUGCCCUUUUUGUCACUUUCGCUGUCCAGAAAGGAAAUUCACAAACAAUUACCAGCUGGGUAAUUUGACUGAAAUUGCUAAGCUACUCCCAUUAAGAAGAAGCAAGAGAAAACGACAGGAAGGAAAGUUUAUGUGUGAGAAGCAUAAACAAGUUCUAACUUUUUUCUGUCAGAAAGACCUAGAGGUUUUAUGCCCACAGUGCAGUUUCUCCUCUAAUCACAAGCAUCACUAUAUUUGGCCCAUAGAGAAGGCCGCCCUCUAUCAUAGGAAAAAAUUGGAGUACUACAUUGACCCAUGGAAGGAGAGAGUGGAACAAAUUGAAAAACUGAUUAGUAUGCAAAGUAGAAAAUCCCUGGAAGUGAAGAAAAAGGUAGAACAUAGGAGAGAAGAAGUCAAGUCUGAAUUUGAACAAAUUGCAUUGUUUCUCCAAAAUGAGCAUGAGACUGCUCUCAGACAAUUACAAGAUGAAGGGUUGGAUAUUUCAGCAAAACUACAGGAAAACCUAAGAAAGCUUUCAGACCAUGCCUCCUCAUUAAAAUAUCUGUUGAAGGAGAUAGAGAGCAAAUAUGUAAAAUCAGAAGUGGAAUUACUAGCAAAUAUUAAGAGUAUCUAUCACAGAUAUAAAAACUCAAAAUGCCCUGAACCUUUUUCAUUCAAAUUCAAAGAUUAUGUUUACCAGCUUCCUCCACAAUAUUCUGGCUUAAACAGAAUUAUUAAGCAAUUUCAAGUAGAUGUAGUUCUAGAUCCUGAAACAGCCAAUCGCAAACUUCUUGUCUCUGAAGACAGAAAAAGUGUGCAAUAUGGAAAUAGGCAAAAACCACCUCAUAACCCCAGAAGAUUUUAUCUCUGCCCAGCUGUUUUAGGCUCAGAGGGAUAUAAUUCUGGCAGACAGUACUGGCAGGUAGAAGUGAAAGACAAGCCUGAAUGGAUUGUGGGUGUCUGUAAAGAGUCUCUUUCCAGAAGAAGGAAGAAUCAGACUAAAACAGUUGUUGUACAGGAUGGAUUAUGGGGAAUUGGGCAAUGUAGUCAGACUAAUUAUGUUGCAUUGGGCUCUAAGAAAAUUAAUCUUCUCCCAAAAGUGAUACCUAGUAAGAUUGGUAUUUUUUUGGACUCUGAAAUGGGUAAGAUUUCCUUUUACAAUAUGGAUGAUAGAGCUCUUCUCUAUACUUUUGAUGAUUAUUUUACAGAAACACUUUGGCCUUAUUUCUACACUGGAACUGACUCAAAACCUCUUAAAAUCUGUACUGUCACAGAUUCUGAAUGGUGA
This is a messenger RNA of Sciurus carolinensis (gray squirrel), 1422 nucleotides long. RefSeq names its product tripartite motif-containing protein 60-like. The transcript has a single exon. Gene Ontology annotation, molecular function: protein binding; zinc ion binding. The coding region runs from base 1 to 1422 and encodes 473 amino acids. The record is from RefSeq and is a predicted model, not a curated record. Lineage: Eukaryota; Metazoa; Chordata; Mammalia; Rodentia; Sciuridae.